Thunnus maccoyii (southern bluefin tuna) is the source of this 8729-nucleotide messenger RNA. RefSeq names its product myosin heavy chain, fast skeletal muscle-like. The record is from RefSeq and is a predicted model, not a curated record. The transcript has 39 exons. Gene Ontology annotation, cellular component: myosin complex. Lineage: Eukaryota; Metazoa; Chordata; Actinopteri; Scombriformes; Scombridae. Gene Ontology annotation, molecular function: cytoskeletal motor activity; ATP binding; actin filament binding. Bases 1857 to 7691 code for a protein of 1944 amino acids.
AACUACAUAUUAUAUGUCACAUCAUAUCUGACAACACUGAGCGCAACAUAUUUCCUCUCAUCAAAACAGGAUUUCAAGCACUGAUUUAGUAACUUGUUGUAAUUUCUCCUCGUUACAGAGCCUAUAAACACACAAUCUUCCUCACUGCUGCAUAUUAACAGAUGAUGUGAUGUAUUUUCAAGCUGACAAGCUGCUGUUCACACUUGCCUCGGUGCACUACUCCCCCUAAUAUGAUGAGAGCUUAAGUUUCAGACACUCUCCCAUGCUUAUUCUAAAUGUGGUACGAAGCGGUCGUCAUGUGUUUCCACCCACUUGUGAUGCUCACACAGCCUUAAGUAUAGCACACGCUGAACAUCAUUAUGUGUUAACUUGUAAACAAAGCAGACAAACCAGAGAACUUCCCUCAAGGUGGCUGGCUAGCACUAACCUUGGCAUGGACCAGCAUCCAGGAAAAAGGCGAGAUAUGUUGCAGGCAUUCAACCUUUUCGAGGUAAAUCUCUAAGAAGGCUGAAUAACAUGCACAUAACAUUAUUAAAAAAAAAGCAGUUAACAGAUGAUAAGCAGCUGCAACGAUUAGACGAUUAAUCCCGUCGAGUCAUUCCAGCUUUUUUCAAAUCUGAUUUGAGAAGCUUCUCCACACAUAACGUGCAGACGAGAGAGUGAUACGGAUCUUCUCACGCAACAUUUCCAUGAGUGUUGAAGGAUUCCUUUAAAAGUUUCACAUCAGCAAAGGCAGUAAUUGUUAAAUCUUCGACUCAACAUGAGGGGCUUCCCGAAUCUAUUUUUGCAUUGACCGUUUGGCUGGAUGCAGGCGUUGCUGCUGUAUGUCGUCUCCCUGCAGAAUGUCAAACUUCCUUCCAGAUUAACAGUUACAUGUUGUGUCAGAGAAAGCUUUGGUAAUGAUAAAUAUGUGCCUGGAAACAGUGUAAAAAAUCAACUGCAGGCUUCUUUUUGAUGCCAUUCAAUGUUACUGCUGCAGAUGGAUGUCUGUGAAUAUCCUUUUCACAAAGGUUAACUUUAUAAUAAUGUUAUGGUUCCAAACUGUACAUGCAUGUAUGACUGGUUUAGACCCCAACAGAUGUACAUAUGGACGUAUCAAAACAAUGAUAAUGACCAUUUUCUCCUGACACAAUCCCAAAAACAAAAUGUUGACAUUGUCCUGACAUCUGUCCAGAGUUAAGGCCAGUAAAUCCAAGAGAGGGGCUUUGAAGGUGAAUGAGCAGGUGGUCCAGGAUGAACAUGAAGGUCAUGAUGCAUCACAGAGACACUACGAGUUACGUACGGUUCAUUUUCAUAAACUAACACAAUGACAAUCCCUCUCUGAAUAAAUAUUAUUACACUAAACACACCGAUUAGGCGAUUCCUGGGCCAUCUGAGCAGCAAACGCAGCAUAAACGUUCAGUAGCUAAUGACAGUGCUUGACGGUAUGGAAGGCAUGUAAAAAUAGUGCGUGAGGAUCAUCACCUGUUGCUGCUGACAUGUUCCUAUUACCACUAGAAGAUCCUGUGCCAUAUUUAAGUGUUGGGUAGAAAUCGAUAAUGCGUCUUGAUUGACAUUUGAACAGAGUGACUUUGCCGAGUUGGGAGCAUACUGUUUGCUUCGUCAGCACAUUCAUCUUGAUAAAAGGAGCUUCAACCUCCUGCUGGUGUUCACUUAGAGGCCUGACCACUGGUAGGAGCAAACACUUACCCUUCUAACACAGGCAUCUGUUAACAGCUGUGCAUUUGAUUCAAACUACUGAGGUGUGCAAACCCUGUAAGUAAGUCACACAAAUAUCCUCAAUUUCGGUGAAAAUCUUUUGAGUUUUGAAAGAGAAUGUGCUUUAUUUUCUUUCUUGUUUGUCUUGAGGAAUCAAUAUGAGCUCUGAUGCCGAGAUGGCCCAGUACGGGCCGGCGUCAAUCUUUCUCCGUAAACCCGAGAAGGAGCGAGUCGAGGCUCAGAACCGGCCGUUCGACGCCAGAACAGCCUGCUUUGUGCCUGAUGCCAGGGAGCUGUACAUCAAAGGUGUCAUCCAGCAGAGAGAAGGUGGCCAAGUCACCGUGAAGACCGAAGCUGGGGAGACUGUAACAGUCAAGGACGAAGAUUGCCAUCCUAUGAAUCCCCCAAAGUACGACAAGAUUGAGGACAUGGCCAUGAUGACCCACCUCAACGAGCCUUCUGUGCUGUUUAACCUCAAAGAUCGUUAUGCAGCGUGGAUGAUUUAUACCUACUCCGGGCUCUUCUGUGUCACCGUAAACCCUUACAAGUGGCUGCCGGUGUACGACAUGCAGGUGGUGGCGGCCUACAGAGGGAAGAAGCGCAUGGAGGCCCCGCCGCAUAUUUUCUCUGUCUCUGAUAAUGCAUAUCAAAAUAUGCUCACAGAUCGUGAGAACCAAUCUGUCCUGAUUACUGGAGAAUCCGGUGCAGGGAAGACUGUCAACACCAAGCGUGUCAUCCAGUACUUUGCGACAAUCGCAGUGGCUGGUGGCGACAAAAAAGAUCACACACCUGGCAAAAUGCAGGGGACACUGGAAGAUCAAAUCAUUUCAGCGAACCCUUUGCUGGAGGCUUUCGGGAAUGCCAAGACUGUGAGGAAUGACAAUUCCUCACGAUUUGGUAAAUUCAUCAGAAUCCACUUUGGAACAUCAGGGAAAUUGGCUUCUGCUGAUAUUGAAACUUAUCUGCUGGAGAAGUCAAGAGUGACGUUCCAGUUAUCUGAAGAGAGGAGCUACCACAUCUUCUAUCAGAUCAUGACCGGCCACAAGCCAGAGCUUAUAGAAAUGCUGCUCAUAACAACAAACCCAUAUGACUUCCCCAUGGUGAGUCAGGGGCAGAUCACUGUGGCCAGCAUCGACGACAAAGAAGAGCUGGUGGCCACAGACACUGCCACUGAUGUCUUGGGCUUCACCAACGAAGAAAAGUUGUCCAUCUACAAGUUGACUGGUGCUGUGAUGCAUUAUGGGAACAUGAAAUUCAAGCAGAAGCAGCGGGAGGAGCAGGCAGAGCCUGACGGCACAGAGGUGGCAGACAAAGUCGCUUUCCUCAUGGCGCUGAACUCUGCGGACUUGUUGAAAGGCCUCUGCUACCCCAGAGUGAAAGUGGGGAACGAGUAUGUCACCAAGGGCCAGACGGUCCCACAGGUCGCCAAUGCAGUUAGCGCUCUGGCCAAGUCUGUUUAUGAGAAGAUGUUCUUAUGGAUGGUUAUACGAAUCAAUGAGAUGCUGGACACGAAGCAGCCCAGGCAGUUCUUCAUUGGAGUCUUGGACAUCGCUGGAUUUGAAAUAUUUGAUUUCAACAGCAUGGAGCAACUCUGCAUUAAUUUCACCAAUGAGAAGCUGCAACAGUUUUUUAACCACCACAUGUUUGUGCUGGAGCAAGAGGAGUACAAGAAAGAAGGGAUAGACUGGGAGUUCAUUGACUUUGGUAUGGACCUGGCAGCUUGCAUUGAGCUUAUUGAAAAGCCAAUGGGCAUCUUCUCCAUCCUUGAAGAGGAGUGUAUGUUCCCCAAGGCCUCAGACACCUCUUUUAAGAACAAACUCUACGACCAGCAUCUUGGAAAAACAAACGCUUUCCAAAAGCCCAAGGUUGUCAAAGGCAAGCCUGAGGCUCACUUCACCUUGGUGCACUAUGCCGGCACCGUGGACUACAACAUCACCGGCUGGCUGGAUAAGAAUAAAGACCCCCUGAAUGAGUCUGUGGUGCAGCUUUACCAGAAGUCAUCAAUGAAACUGCUGGCUUUCUUGUAUGCCUCAUUUUCUGGUGCUGAAGAAUCAGGUGGUGAUGCUGGCAAAGGAGGCAAGAAAGGGGGAAAGAAGAAGGGUGGCUCCUUUCAGACGGUGUCUGCAGUUUUCAGGGAAAAUCUUGGGAAACUAAUGACCAACUUGAGGAGCACACAUCCUCACUUUGUGCGUUGCCUGAUUCCAAAUGAGGUUAAAACACCAGGAAUCAUGGACAAUCACUUGGUCAUCCACCAGCUUCGCUGUAACGGUGUUCUGGAGGGAAUCAGGAUCUGCAGGAAGGGAUUCCCCAGCAGGAUUCUUUACGCUGACUUCAAGCAGAGAUACAAAAUCCUAAAUGCCAGUGCCAUCCCAGAGGGACAGUUCAUAGAUGGAAAGAAAGCCUCUGAGAAGCUUCUUGGUUCAAUUGACGUUGAUCACACACAGUACCGAUUUGGGUCUACAAAGGUCUUCUUCAAAGCUGGCUUACUGGGUACUCUGGAGGAGCUGCGAGACGAAAAACUAGUUUCUCUUGUGACGCAGACUCAAGCCCUGUGUCGUGGUUAUCUCAUGAGAAAAGAAUUCUCCAAUUUAAUUGCACAAAAAGAUUGUGUCUGGAUCCUGCAAUACAACUUGCGUUCAUUCAUGAAUGUCAAACACUGGCCAUGGAUGAAGCUCUUCUUCAAAAUCAAGCCACUCCUCAAGAGUGCAGAAACCGAAAAGGAGAUGGCAACCAUGAAAGAGGACUUUGUGAAAUGUAAGGAGGAUCUGGCAAAGUCAGAGAGCAAGAGAAAAGAGCUUGAGGAGAAAAUGGUUUCUCUGCUGCAGGAGAAAAAUAACCUCCUCCUGCAAGUACAGUCUGACUCAGAAAAUCUUUGCGAUGCAGAGGAAAGAUGUGAGGGCUUGAUCAAAAGCAAAAUCCAGCUUGAGGCCAAACUCAAAGAGGUGACCGAAAGGCUGGAAGACGAGGAGGAAAUGAACGCCGAGUUGACCGCCAAGAAGCGGAAGCUCGAAGACGAAUGCUCUGAGCUUAAGAAAGACAUAGAUGACCUGGAGAUUACCUUGGCUAAAGUUGAGAAGGAGAAACAUGCCACAGAAAAUAAGGUUAAAAAUCUUAUGGAGGAGCUGUCUGGUCAGGAUGAAAACAUUGCCAAACUGACCAAAGAGAAGAAAGCCCUUCAAGAGGCCCAUCAACAGACGCUGGAUGAUCUGCAAGUUGAGGAAGACAAAGUCAACUCUCUGACAAAAGCAAAAUCGAAGCUUGAACAGCAAGUGGAUGACCUCGAAGGUUCACUGGAGCAAGAAAAGAAGAUCCGCAUGGACCUUGAAAGAGCCAAAAGGAAGCUUGAAGGUGAUCUGAAACUUACGCAAGAAUCCCUAAUGGAUCUGGAAAAUGACAAACAACAAUCUGAGGAGAAAAUUAAGAAAAAAGAAUUUGAAAACAACCAGCUGCUCAGCAAAAUCUCAGAUGAGCAAUCAAUAAACAACCAGCUGCAAAAGAAGCUGAAAGAGCACAAUGCUCGCAUUGAAGAACUAGAAGAAGAAGUUGAGGCUGAACGAGCGGUCCGGGCAAAGAUAGAGAAGCAGAGGUCUGACCUCACCAGAGAGAUCGAGGAGAUCAGCGAGAGGCUGGAGGAGGCCGGAGGAGCCACCGCCGCUCAGAUCGAGAUGAACAAGAAGCGGGAGGCUGAGUUCCUCAAACUGCGACGCGACCUGGAGGAGUCCACCCUGCACCACGAGGCCACGACCGCCGCACUGCGCAAAAAGCAGGCGGACAGCAUGGCCGAGCUGGGAGAUCAGAUUGACAACCUCCAAAGAAUCAAGCAGAAACUUGAGAAGGAAAAGAACGAAUUGAAGAUGGAAAUUGAUGAUUUGGCCAGCAACAUGGAAACUGUUGCAAAAGCUAAGGUCAAUCUGGAGAAGACGUGUCGCUCACUUGAGGAUCAGCUUAUAGAGCUGAAGACCAAGAAUGAUGAAAACAUGCGACAUAUGGCAGAUCUCACCAAUCAGAGGGCCCGUUUUCAAACUGAGAAUGGCGAACUUUCUCGACAAAUGGAAGAGAGAGAGAGUCUCAUUUCCCAGCUGACCAGAGGAAAGCAGGGAUUCACGUCACAAGUUGAUGACCUGAAAAGACUGGUUGAGGAGGAAGCAAAGGCUAAGAACGCCCUGGCUCACAGUUUGCAGUCAGCUCGUCACGACUGCGAUCUCCUUCGUGAGCAGUACGAGGAGGAGCAGGAGGCCAAAGCUGAGCUGCAGCGCAAUUUGUCGAAAGCCAACACUGAGGUGGCUCUCUGGAGGAACAAAUAUGAGACCGAUGCCAUCCAGCGCACAGAGGAGCUUGAAGAAGCAAAGAAGAAGCUCGCCCAGCGUCUCCAAGAGGCCGAAGAACAAAUCGAAGCGGUGAAUUCAAAGUGUGCCUCACUGGAGAAAACUAAACAGCGACUUCAAAACGAGAUGGAGGAUCUCAUGGUUGACGUGGAGAGGUCCAACAGCUUAGCAGCUACGCUUGACAAGAAACAGAGAAACUUUGACAAGAUCCUAGCCGAGUGGAAGCAGAAGUAUGAGGAGACUCAGGCAGAGCUCGAAGGCGCUCAGAAAGAAUCUCGAUCUCUGAGCACUGAGCUUUUCAAACUGAAGAACUCCUAUGAGGAAGCCCUUGAACACCUGGAGACGAUGAAAAGGGAAAAUAAAAACCUGCAACAGGAGAUCGCUGACCUGACAGAACAGAUUGGGGAGGUUGGGAAGACGAUCCAUGAACUGGAGAAAUUCAAGAAGCAGGUGGAGACAGAGAAAUAUGACAUGCAAACUGCGCUGGAAGAAGCUGAGGCCUCCCUGGAACAUGAUGAGUCUAAGUUCCUGCAUGUGCAAAUGGAGCUGAACCAGGUGAAAGCCGAAGUGGACCGAAAGGUGGCGGAGAAAGACGAAGAGAUGGACCAGCUGAAGAGGAACAACCAGAGAGUGGUCGAGUCCAUGCAGGCCACUCUGGACGCCGAGGUCCGGAGCAGAAACGACGCCCUGAGAAUCAAGAAAAAAAUGGAGGGAGACCUCAACGAGAUGGAGAUUCAGCUGAGCCAUGCGAACAGGCAGGCGGCCGAGGCUCAGAAACAACUGAGGAAUGUUCAGGGGCAACUCAAGGAUGCCCAAAUCCACCUGGAUGACUCUGUCAGAGGGCAGGACGAUAUGAAGGAGCAGGUGACCAUGAUGGAGCGCAGAACCACCUUGAUGCAGGCUGAGAUCGAGGAGCUUCGAGCGGUUGUGGAGCAGACGGAGCGGAGCCGCAAAAUCGCUGAACAGGAAUUGAUUGAUACCAGUGAGCGUGCAGGACUUCUUCAUUCUCAGAACACCAGUCUUUUGAACACCAAGAAGAAGCUCGAUGCAGACGUAACUCAGCUUCACACUGAAAUAGAGGAAGCUGUUCAAGAGGCCAGGAACGCAGAGGAGAAAGCCAAGAAAGCCAUUACUGAUGCUGCCAUGAUGGCCGAAGAGCUGAGGAAGGAGCAGGACACCAGCGCUCACCUGGAGAGGAUGAGGAAGAACCUGGAGGUCACAGUGAAAGAUCUACAGCACCGCUUAGAUGAGGCUGAAAACUUGGCCAUGAAGGGCGGAAAAAAACAGCUUCAGAAACUGGAGGCCCGGGUCCGUGAGCUGGAAAAUGAACUAGAAGGUGAGCAAAAACGUUCUUCGGAGGCCAUCAAAGGAGUCCGUAAAUAUGAGAGAAAGGUCAAAGAGUUAACCUAUCAGUCUGAGGAAGAUAAGAAAAACAUAACUCGACUGCAGGAUUUGGUGGACAAGCUCCAGAUCAAAAUGAAGGCCUACAAACGGAACGCUGAGGAAGCUGAGGAGCAGUGUAACGUGCACAUGGCCAGAUUCAGAAAAGCUCAGCAUGAGCUGGAAGAGGCUGAAGAGAGAGCCGAUGUGGCCGAAUCGCUGGCCAACAAGAUGCGAGCCAAGAGCCGUGAAAUCGGCACAAAGGCACAGGAGGGACAAGGCGAGUAGCUGAACAAGACCCCGCCUGCUGUUUGAACACCAGCUGAUACAAAUGUGCAUGACAGACGAAUAAGAUAUACAGCAGUAGUUUAUAUUAAUAUUACAGCGUGUUAAAUAAGUAAGUCUGAUGGAUCUUUGACAUUAGCUACAACAUGAACAACAUCACAGCUGGUGUUUUGUAGCUACAACAUUAAAAGUCUCCAAAUAUUCAAAUGACAAUAAAUCUCCUUUAAGACAUGAGAUAAAUGGUAGAUUAUUCCUGAUCUUGAGGCUCCCAGUUUCAAAAUCUAGUUUUAAAAUCUACAUUAUUUAAACUUAGAGCUGCAAUGAUCACUCAAGUAAUUGAUCGUUCAACAGAAAAUCAAUCAUUAACUGAAUAUCUUUGGGUCAAAACAAGACAAUCAAGGACGUCGCCUUCAGCUUUAGAAAACAGUGACCAACAUGUUUUUAACCAUUUUCUGACAUUUUAUAGACCAAACAAUGAAUUGAUUAAUCAAGAACAUAAUCAUUAGUUGCAGCUCUAUUUAAAUUUAAUACUGUAUAUGUUACAUAUUCCUGAAUUUAUGUGAUGAAUCAAUUUAUCAAACAGCAAACCUGAUUAAUUGGUUAAUUGAUGUCCAACAGUCUCUUCUGUUCAAUAAUCAAUAAUCAAUCAAUAAUAGAUCAUUUGGUCAUUCUCGUCAAACUGCUUUUACAGUUUCUUCACAGAAAUUUAUUUCCCCAAUUCAAGUCAAAAUUGACACAUUUCUGUAGUUUCCUUCAUUGUCAUGGUUUAGUUUCCUGCAUAUUCUUGUUGUCUUUGUUUAUUACAACAGUAAUAAAUAUUUAAAGUUUAAAUAUUUGUUUUCUGUUUUCUUGCUCUUCUUUUGUAACGAUCUGUGCAUCCUGGAAGAGGAUCAAAACUUCCUGAGGCAAAUUUAUGAUAAAUAAAAAUUGACUUGACUUUUAUCUAUCAUAAUAUAUCAAUACUUGUACAACUAAUAUUGAACAUCAAUCAUAGAAAUAAAGGUGUCACUGAUAUAAUUCUCUAGUACGGAUGUGCAGAGG